ACUUUUAUUUAAAUUGCUUUUUGAUUGAAAGAAUUAAUAUUUAAUUAAUUAACUUUCUUUGUCUUUCUUGUUAAUUAGUUUCAUUCUCAUCUUUGAGUUAACACUGGUGAUCUGUCAUUGUCUAUUUUUAUCUAAAAUUCUGUUGUCUUUAUAAUAUUAUUUUUUUCUCUUCCAUCUUUUUCUUGUCUCAAUCUCUGUCUCUGUCUUUUUCUGUCUUUUUCAUUCUCAUUCUAAUUCUAAUUUUUUCUCUUUCACUUUUUUCUCUCUCUCCCUCUGUCUCAAUAUGAGUACCAAUUAUGCAAAUGUAAAUGUUUUCACCGUUACCGAUGAUAAGCAGCUCAUCAAAAGGCCGGGUAAUCCAUUUUUCGUUAAAUUAAGUGAUGAACAAGAUAAUCUUUUGGUUACAUUUAAAAAUAGUGAAACAAGUAUAUGUGAUAAAGAUGAGGAUUUCUCAUUUUAUAAGGAUUCAGAGAUUUCAAAAUUUGGUAAUGAUUCGGUGGUUAUUCAUAAUGAUUCGAUUACCCUUGUCCUUUCGUUCAAUAAUCCAUCAGAAUCCAUCAUGUUUAACAAAAUUCUUACCGAUUUUAAACAAGGAGCUAAAUCAUCAGUCUUUUCACAGAGGACUGAUGAGGCUUCAGCUUCCCAAUACUUCCAGUUUUAUGGAUACCUCUCUCAACAGCAAAACAUGAUGCAAGAUUAUAUUCGUACAUCUACUUACCAAAGAGCCAUUCUGGGAAAUACUGAUGAUUUCCGGGAUGCAGUUGUAUUAGAUGUUGGCGCUGGAUCAGGAAUAUUAUCAUUUUUUGCUGCUCAAGCGGGUGCUCGAAAGGUAUACGCAGUUGAGGCCAGUUCUAUGGCUAAACAUGCGGAGCAAUUAGUCUUCCACAAUAAAUUACAAAAUAAAAUUGUCGUCAUUCCCGGUAAAAUUGAAGAAAUAACUUUACCUGAAAAAGUUGAUAUCAUUAUCUCCGAGCCGAUGGGCUAUAUGCUCUUUAAUGAGCGUAUGCUUGAAACUUAUCUUCAUGCUAAAAAGUGGCUUUCACCCAAUGGUAAAAUGUUUCCCACCCUUGGAGAUUUACAUAUAGCUCCUUUUAGUGAUGCAGCUCUCUACAUGGAACAGCUUAAUAAGGCCAAUUUCUGGUAUCAGGAAAAUUUCCACGGUGUUGAUCUGACGGUUUUAAGAACAGCAGCGGUUAAAGAAUAUUUCCGUCAACCCGUUGUAGAUACCUUUGACAUUCGAAUCUGUAUGGCAAGGUCUCACCGUUAUACCGUCGAUUUUCAAACCGCUCCCGAAAGUGAUCUACAUCUAAUUGAGAUUCCUUUCUCCUUUGUAAUGCAACAUACAGCUGAUGUUCAUGGACUUGCCUUCUGGUUUGACGUUGCCUUUAUUGGACAAAAUCAAACUGUAUGGUUGUCAACAUCUCCCACUCAACCUUUAACUCAUUGGUAUCAAGUUCGGUGUUUAGUUGAUACUCCAAUUUUCUGUACUGCUGGGCAAACUUUGACCGGUCGAGUAACUUUAAGAUCCAAUAAACGUCAAAGUUACGAUGUUGAUAUUGAAUUAAAUCUUGAGGGAACCACAAGAAGAGCCCUUAACUCAUUAGAUCUGAAAAAUCCUUACUUCAGGUACACUGGACAAACUCAGCAACCACCACCAGGAGCCCAUGAAACCUCACCAACUGAACAAUAUUGGCAAUCAUUGGAAAACAAUCAGGUUAUAAAUGGAGUGAUGAAUGGAAAUUCAGGAGUUGUUCUAAUGGACAUGUCAGGUAUUCAUCCUAAUGCCCAAACAUCAGGUCAUCUUCCAGCAACUGCUAAUGUUCAACAAUCAACACAACAUCAGCACCAACAUCAACAUCAACACCAGCAACAUCAACAACAGCUACAACAGCAUCAACAUCACCAACAACAGCAACAGCAACAAGGAACGGGAAGUUUGAACAUGAUGGGACAGCAACAACAACAACAACAACAACAAUCAUCUCUCGUCAAUUUAGGUUCAAUGCCCAGUCCUGGAGCCAAUAGUCGUUCUAAUCCGUCAAGAAUACCCGUUUCAUCAGCAGUACCGCCAAGCUCAAUCGGUGGAGGAAUUUCACCAUCAAUGUUCAACCCCAAUCCCUCUGUGUCGGUGCUCAACACAACAACUUUUCCCUUAAAAGAUACAGAGGAAAAUAACAAUUAUUUUUAUGUUAAUCAUCAACAAGAGCAACUCAAUCAACAGCAUUUCUAUCAAUCCCAACAGCAGCAAUUAAGCCAAAUUGUUAAUUCAGUUAUUACUUAUCAAGAUAUUUCAUCACCAUCAUCAUCAUCAUCAGCUUCAUCUUCAGUCCUAAUUGAUUAGUACUUUUUAAUUUGAUGAUGAUCCCAACAAUUAACCUUAGUUACAUGAAAAAAAACAACAAUGCAAUUAAACUCAACCGUUAUUAUUGAUUGAUGAAUUAAAUAAAUUCAAUUAACACAUGA
Molecule: messenger RNA, 2463 nt
Organism: Panonychus citri (citrus red mite)
Lineage: Eukaryota; Metazoa; Arthropoda; Arachnida; Trombidiformes; Tetranychidae
Gene: Art4
Product: histone-arginine methyltransferase CARMER-like
Exons: 3
Coding region: 284-2341 (685 amino acids)
Biological process (GO): peptidyl-arginine methylation
Molecular function (GO): protein-arginine N-methyltransferase activity
Source: RefSeq, a predicted model, not a curated record